Pseudovirgaria hyperparasitica is the source of this 1130-nucleotide messenger RNA. Its product is annotated as pyridoxamine phosphate oxidase family protein. Bases 99 to 881 code for a protein of 260 amino acids. The transcript is spliced from 3 exons. Lineage: Eukaryota; Fungi; Ascomycota; Dothideomycetes; Acrospermales; Acrospermaceae. The record is from RefSeq and is a predicted model, not a curated record.
CUGAGGUCAACACGCAAUAACAGUCAUACACAGCAUUUUUGCAAGACCCAAGUUCAGUACAGCACACCAACCAACCCCUCAUUACCUGCUAUGUGACAAUGGGCGCCUUCUUCCAAACCAUCCCCAAAAACCUCAUAUCAUGGAUCCUAGAGCAGAAAGUCUUCUGGAUCGGCUCCGCCCCGCUCUCGGGCGAUGGCCACAUCAACGUAUCGCCCAAGGGCGGCAUGUACUUUGGUGUCAUUGACGAGAAGACAUUCUGGUACUGCGAUCUCACCGGCUCCGGCGUCGAGACCACAAGUCACCUGCACGAGCCAGGAAACGGUCGGAUCUGCGUGUUAUUCAAUGCUUUCGAUGGGCCCCCAAGAAUCGUACGGUUAUGGGGCAAAGGCAACGUCCUGGAGUACGGCAGCUCUGAAUUCAAGGCGUUCGUCGCGAAACACGAUGUGAAGACUAUCCCAGGCGUGCGAUCCAUCAUUGUUGUUGAUAUACACCAAGUCGGAUCGUCGUGUGGCUUCUCCGUGCCCACGUACAACUUCAAAGACUUCCGCACCACCUUGAACGAGUUCGCAGAGAAGCGCUUGAAAUCCGACGAAGAAGGAAACACUAAAGAUGGAAUGGAGAGGUAUUGGGCUCAUAAGAAUGCUUACAGUAUGGAUGGCCUUCCUGGUCUACAACGUGGUUAUCAGACCCUCGUUCGUGAUAAAGUCGCUCCGAUCAAGAAAAUGGUUGGUCCAUACGCACCAACCGCACCCCGAAGACCUCCAAGAGGGGUACACCCGGUGUGGUUAAUCAUAGUUGCAAUGUUCAGUUUCAUCGUCGGCAUCUUGAUGCCAGUCUGGUUCCCAGUAUCGCAGAGGAUGGUCUGGAAAAGAGGGGUGUAGUUGGGGGUAGGAGUCUCACUUUCACCUGUUAUACUCGACGUAGGACUUGAUCACAACCGUUUUCGAUGAGCCUACAUACCCCUGAGCUCGAAUAUGUGCUCACUUGGCUGGUUAUUGAUACUGUCAUUACUGACUGAAGUUCGAAAGUUGGACAAAUAAAAUCUGUAUUUUAUCCAUACAUCAUGCAAAAACCUACAUAAGCGAAUAUGCCAGCCAUCUACGCUGGCAGUAACUAGAUCGCAAUGCCGC